AUGUCUAGGCACCAUGUCAAUGUACCAGAGGAUAUCAAAGUCAUGGAGAGCAGCUCCGAUACUGCAGGCUUUGGUUCCGACUCUGACAACUUGUCAUUAGAUUCAGACGAGGAACUCUUGAAGGUUCGUGCUGCUGUUGCACCUCCACGGGACAAUGCUUCGAUUGCAGACCUUCAUCAGGCAAGCACUAGAAACUGCACAGAAGCUGCUGUUGAAUAUGCGAGGCCGGCAGCGAGAGCUCUUGAAGCAGAAUGCGCUUCUGGAAGCUUCAGCAGCCAAAGCCGUCAAGGGAGAGGCGAUAAGGCUGUUGGGACGCAAAUACUAAAUCACACAUUGCUUAUGGAUCAACCCUCAGAUUUCCCCUUGCGUGCACGUCCCGACAUUGACAUCAACAGUAAGAAGCGCUGGCUGUCACCACUUUCAAUCGAAGAUGGUGUGAAAGCUGAGUUAUUCUUGUUUGUUCCUGAAGCGGAUCGGGAAACGAUGAAUCACAAACUCUUUGGUAGCCAUUUUGCAAAAGGUGUUGGUAAUGUUCACUCCAAAAUGGUUUCAGACAUCAAGACAUGCGCUAGAGCUAUCUUUGGAUUGAAUCCCGAGUUCUUCCUUCGAGGUUAUGAUCAAGGCAUGCAAGAAGAAUGCCGCAUCCUUAUCCGUUCUCCUCAUGGUUCCUACACCAAGUUCGCUCCUGUAUUGUUCCCCUGUCCAAACAGUCUCUUGCCCAACAACUUCCUGAAGUCAGCUGUGCUGGUUAAGGCUAUCUACAUGUUUUCAGGCGACAAGGAACUGCUUGAAACUGGCCAGACAGCUAAAAUCCCAUAUCGCACCUACCACGAUUUUUACCGUGAACGCCUGAUGAUGGGAGGUGCCUGGGCACGCCAGGUUCUUUUAUUCUUCAACCAGACCCUAUUUCCAUCUACUUCCUCACUCACUCCCGCUCCUGUUCUGGAUGAAGGGGACCCAGCUCAGUUGUGGGAAUUAGACUUUGAGCGUGCCAUAGAUGAGGAAGGCAAGCCGCCAAUCACUAUUUCCAAUACUCCGCCUGCAAGUGCUCCCCCUUCUCUGAUGAGAUCAUCAUCUGUCGCGCCCAAUCUCACGGCAGGUCCUGGACCCGUUAUGCAACCAGAUCUGAAUCCAGCUGCUAUCGUGGAACCUUCAAUAUCUACUGCGAUGGAAGCUCUUGAUUUGGCGCACGGUUGA
Molecule: messenger RNA, 1197 nt
Organism: Suillus subalutaceus
Lineage: Eukaryota; Fungi; Basidiomycota; Agaricomycetes; Boletales; Suillaceae
Exons: 5
Coding region: 1-1197 (398 amino acids)
Source: RefSeq, a predicted model, not a curated record